This is a messenger RNA of Colletotrichum higginsianum IMI 349063, 687 nucleotides long. Its product is annotated as Signal peptidase subunit. Gene Ontology annotation, cellular component: membrane; signal peptidase complex. Lineage: Eukaryota; Fungi; Ascomycota; Sordariomycetes; Glomerellales; Glomerellaceae. Gene Ontology annotation, biological process: protein targeting to ER. The record is from RefSeq and is a predicted model, not a curated record. Bases 1 to 687 code for a protein of 228 amino acids. The transcript is spliced from 2 exons.
AUGUACAACACAAUAACCCGCGCCCAAAACACAUUUGGCUUCUUCACUACGGUGGCCUUCUUCGUCGCCGCCUUCGUCGCCCUCUCCGAUCUCGUCACCCCGCGCGCCCCCUCCGUCGGCUCUCUGAAGACGACAAACAUCCAGGUCGUCAAGGGCCGCCCUCAUUACUACAGCUCCAAAAAAGAGGAGUACGCCAUCAUCAAGUUCUCCCUCGACGCCGACCUCUCGGACCUCUUCACCUGGAACACCAAGCAGGUCUUCGUCUACGUCACGGCCGAAUGGCCCGACAGCUCUAAGGCUGCUGCCGGUACGAACGCCACGAACCAGGCUGUCAUCUGGGAUCAGAUCAUCACGUCUCCCAGCGCCGACCACCUCGCCAACAUUGGCCCCGCCGCCCUGCGCAAGUUGAGGAAGAGCGCCGAGGGCAAGAGCAUCGAUCCGAGCCGUGGCAAGCUCCGCAUCAAGAACCAGAAGCCCAAGUACCAAAUUACCCACCCCUCGAGCAAGAUUGCCGAGACCGACAAGGUCGUCCUGAAGCUGCACUACAACGUCCAACCGUGGGUUGGCAUCCUGACAUGGAACCAGAACCAGGAUAUUGGCAGCUGGAAGGCCCUCAAAGGCGGUGUCAGCAAGAUCUUCAAGCUUCCUGCUCUCAAGGUUAAGGAGAGUAAAGAUAAGAAGCCUUGA